AUGUGGCCGCCAUCAGCAGCGGUCGGACUGACGGCACGCCCCGUCCAACGGCAACAACCGCCGCAGUCCCCGAAGGAGCAGCAACAGGUGCAGGUUCAGGUCACGGCAUCCCCGGAGAGGGUGCAAAUCCAACAUCCGCCAAGGUCACCGCACGAUCACCACCCUAGGCGGACAAAGACGGGAGGACGCGGAACCGGAGGAACAGGGUUGGGGAAGGCAAAGCUUUGGGUGUCAGCCGGCGCGCCACCGAAGCCGUUGUUGCCUGUCACGGAGCGCACGUCACAUGAGGAGGUGCUGGCUGGGCGACGGGGGAAGAAGAGUAGCCAGGACGAUGGCGAGAAGUGGGAUAUUACCCCCGAUGGGGGUUCGGCUGGCCGCGAGGGGAGGCAGUUCGCUGUGGCCAAUGUCGGGAACAACGGCCGCAUAUUUCUCAGGCCAACUGUCCGACCAGCAAACCAGCGGUACCCACAACCGCCUUUUGUCUUCCCCAUGACGCCUCCUGGGACGGCCGGACUCGAAAACCUGGCAUCCGAACAACGACUCGAGCUUGAACGCGACGCCCAAGCCGACCUUCCACCUCGGGAUUGGACGCCAUCACAGCCCCCGUUAUCAUCAUCGCCGAGCCUACUGGGAAGGGGUCACCCGGGGGACAAGCAGGCACGGAUCCGCCAAAGGCACCGCCGGGCGAUGUCGGACUCGACGAUUCCGGAUACGAGCAUUGCGCGGGAAUCGGAACCGGGGGGUUUCAAGGUGGUCAUCACACAACCCGGGGACGACCAACGGCCACGGACGGUGGACGAGAAUGACUUGAACCAGGUGCCACCGCUGCUGGAGGUGGCCAUUCCGUCAUGGAGGAUAGGCACGCCCAGGUUUAGCAUCCGGGGGACACCGUUUAUUCGGGGCUCGUCGUAUGCUCCCACGGAGGAGGCGCGCACUAGCAGUACCUCGUUCCUGCGUCUGACGCCGUUGGACGGGCAGUCGAGUAAUGGACGGAGGAGGAGCUUCUUCCGCUCAUCGGGGAUGUUGUCCCCUUCGCCCGAUCCUUCGAACCCGAUGGGUUACGGUCCGGCUCGGCUCCCGAUGCGGCCGCGAAUACCGUACGUCUUGUCGCACCUCGUCAUUGAGCCGGCGAUGUUUGACGACCUCACAUUCGGCCCUGCAUGUGACGACCGCACGAUUGUACGGUACUCCACGGCGGGUGCUGUUACGGCGGCUACACCACCACGGCUCGUGGCGGAAAUCACGUCGCCGAGCUUUGUCGAUUACGAGUUGUUGUCUGAUUUCUUUCUAACGUACCGCUCGUUCUUGGAGUCCUCGGACCUGGUCCGCAUGCUAUUUGCCCGACUCCGAUGGGCGCUCAGCAGAGCGGAUGAGGUCGGCCAGGUGGUUCGGGUGCGCACCUUCGUUGCGCUGCGCCAUUGGAUCCUGAACUACUUUAUGGACGACUUCCUGGUGGACUACAGCAUCCGCGUCACGUUCUGCAGUCUGCUGAACGAACUGAUGGACGACUUUGCGCAAGACCCCGCCGCGCGCAAAGUACCUCUCAAGAUCCUGGCCGAGCUGAAGAAGUGUUGGCGGCGGGUGUGUACUCAGUUCUGGGACGGGCCGGAGUUUGAUACGGCGCUGGGGCCGGAUGUGCCAGUCACACCCGGGGGCAUCGCAGGGAACCGUGAUUCACGGCUGGAUCCAACGUUUUGGGCGGAGAACAACGCGGAACCGCCCCAGCUGGAGGACUUGAUCUUUCCUGCCAGCCCGCGCGGACACAUCAGUUUCUACGGGGGUGUAGCGAGGGCGGGUCAUAUCGAUGCCGUUGUAGCGGGGGAUCGGCCGGCCACGCCAGAGAAUGGGGCAGAUGCCGAUAACGCGGCGGCGAGGAACGGAGCGAUCUCGCCGACGAGUAUCACGAGUGUGGAUGUGGUCUCGUGCUCGUUCCCAACCAAGAGCAUGCGGCCGAUGCGCCCAGCGGCCGGUUACCCGGCAGCUCACCCCGUUAACCCAUCGUCCAUGACCACCAUGGGCCCCGUCGCUACGACACCGCGCGCUCUCAUGGGCAAGCGUGCUGCGCGCCACAUGCCUCACAAACGAAGCGGCAGCUUGAGCGAUUCCCUGCGGGAGAACCCGACAACUGAGAAGGGCAUUUACAAAAACGCCGAGUUCUUGUUGACGCUUCCUUAUAGCGGCAGCCUAGUCCGCGGGGAUAUCAUGCCCCCGUCCCAGGCGCUCGUCGAAGUCCACCCGCCGAACAUGAACGACGCGCGACACACCACCAUCUUCCAACACCCGCCUGCUGACCUCACCGACAAAGAGGAUGCGUCGGCCAUGUCCGGACAGGGCAUGAAGAAGCUGCUAGGGAGCGUGCGAAGAGCGCUGAGCACCAAGGGCCAGCAGCACUUGUCGCCUACGCAGGGCACGUUUGGCAGUGUGAUCGCACCAGACAUGCCCCGCGGCGCGACCACUAACCGGUUGCCGGGCACACCGAUUGUUCCGCAGUUCCAAGGGUAUCAUCGGGCGCGUGGCGGGCGGCCGCCGGUGAGGAUUGAUUUGUUGGGGGCGGAGGUCGCGGAGGAUUUUAAGAAGGCUGUUAGGGAGGACUCGCUGGCGCAGUCGGAGCAGUCGGAGCAGAAUUCGGAGCGACAGUCGGAGCAACAGUCGCCUGUUCGUGAGGAUGCCGAGCAACAACCGGCUGGUCUUGCUAUUCAGGGCCAGGGCUCGUCAGACACGCAUCUGCAUCCGGCUGGGUAUGGUCAUGGUCACGGGCAUGAUUACGUGUUGAAUCGGCCGACAAGCGAUAUGGGCAUCACGACGGGCAGCCAGUCGAUUGUCAUUGUGGACGACACGUAUUUGGGUGGAGGAGAGUAUCCCGUCAUGACGGGUGCUAUUGGGGUUGCAAAUUCGGGCAUGGAGGGGUACAGCGAGGGAUUCGCGGUGAAUGGGGCUGCCGAUCCAACUCCGCCGAAUACGCCGCCGGGCCAGGCCAUCGGGGUAGACGGGGAGACGUAUCUACUCGACCAGCACGUACCUCAUCAUCACCAUCCAUCGGCCUCCGAUCCUCUACCACCGUUUGUCCCGGAUAUGGAAACCUUGGGAAGGUCGGAGCGGCCGUCGGAAGAUCAACCUCGGCCUUCGUCUGACUUUUUGCGCGAGAUGGAAAAUCAUACUCAUACCCAAUCUGUCGCUGUUGGCGAACAGGCGUGGGGGAGGCCAGAGUCAAACUCAAACCGGUCGUACGCAUCCGACCCUUCCUACGCUGAGCACCCUUCCUACACUUUAGAUCCCUCGCAACGCCGAACACGGCGCGCGUCGAUAGCCAGCGGCGUGUACCGCGAGCCGACAGUCCGCAGUUUCGAUGCUACAACUGUCUCUGGCCAGUCUGAUAUCUAUGGCCAGUUUGAGAUCUACGGUCAGCCUCAGGGUUACAGCCAUGACAACGACAGCCAUGACAACGACAGCCACGAAGACGAUGACGACAUGACAGCCCCCGAACCACUCCGCGUCCUGCGCCGACGACCUGGUGGGGACCUGCGCGCCGUGACUAACGUCAACGACCUGGACCUGGCUAUGGCAAGGCGGCUGCAGCAGUCGGUCGCAUCCCUGACGACCUACACCGAUUCCAUUGGCAGUUCGUACGGUGGCGCGCAGAGCAUCAUCGUGGCCGAGUCUAGCGGAUAUGUCGACGUUGUGGCGAGCGACGCGUCGCCCGUGCAUGCUGAGACGUUUUCGCUGGGGGCGAUGGCUGAGAAGAAGAUGAUGGAUAAGGUGAAAAACAAAGAGGAGGGUACGCCAACACCGAAACAGAACCUGUCGCUGUUUAGCACGCACUCGUCCAAGCCGAUUAUGCGGCCGUCGUUUGAGGCCGAGGCGCAGAAGUUGGCGCUGAUUCCGGAUGAUUUGGAUGAUGAUGGGGGGGUGGAGGCUGCGUUGUUGAAGUUGGAGGGGAAAAUUCCGACUCGGAGGCCUAGGCCAAAGUUGUCGAUGGAUUUGAGGAGGGGGGUUGUGGCGCCUGUGGAGGUGCAGCCCGUAGAGGUAUCGCAGGAGGGCGCGCACGAGCAGGAAAUGUUGCAGGAGGUGUAUGUUGGUGUGGAGGAGGUGGAUGAUGAUGGGAUGGAGGAGGAGGGGGGGGCAUACCUGGGGAAUGAGCAGCAGCCUCCACCCUCGUCAUCGACGACGACCACGCCCACCCGGAACGCCAAGUUGCUGGACCCAACAAACGGCCAGGGCCGCCACAGUCUCGUCCAGUCUUUUCUCUCCGACGGCUCGUUGGUGUCCUACACCUCCACCCCGCUUCUCGACCGCGGCCUGACCGACGAUGGACGCAGCCGACGGACCGCCACGCAGGAGUGGACCGACCGAUCGAUACUCCAGGACCCGGAGGAGGACCCUGCCAUGCCGACAGAGCAGCAGAGCAUGACCGAUUCCCAGCACCCGUCGUAUGAAUUUGUCAGUCGGACUGAGAGUUUGGGGUUGAUCCGGCAGGGCACGACGUUGGCUGGGGAGUUGGAGACGGCGGAGAGUGUCGAGCAAUCGUUCCUGGAUAUUGAUAGUGAUAACGACAAUGCGAGUGUCAUCUCGUCGGAGCUGUCGGCGGAGGAGGUGAUGGUCGAUGAGGCGGUGGAUGAUGGGUUUUCCUCGGGGGAGAUUGGCGUCGCGCUGUCUACGAUGCCGUCUCAUUUGUUGAGGGAGGAAGAGGCUCCUGUGCGGCCUGCGUCGCCGAGGAUCACGCUGAUGCAGGCUUUGCGGAUGCCCCGCGAGACGGAACACCAUCAUCAGAAGAUGGGUUCUGCUGGCAACCGGCCGCCCAUGCCGUUGUUGACUCCUGAGACUACCCCGACUACCGGCGCUGCCGCGGCGUCGUUUGUCCAUUCCCCGGUGUCACUCACCGAUCCUACCGUUAAGGACUCUCCACUCCCGGGGUCGCUGAACAACAAGUACUCGGUACAUCUACCGUUCAUCCUCGCCUUCGACAGCGACAUGCUAGCACAGCAGUUCACGCUGGUCGAAAAAGACGCCCUCAACGAAAUCGACUGGAAGGAACUCAUCGACAUGCGCUGGAAGAACGCCGACCAAAACACCGGCAAUCGCAACAGCGCCGGCAACGGCAGCAGCGGCUGCGCCUACAUCCGCAGCUGGGUCUCCUUCCUCCGCGACACCGACGCCCGCGGAGUCGAAGUCGUCAUCGCCCGCUUCAACAUCAUGGUCAAAUGGGCUGUCUCCCAAGUCGUCCUCACCCGGGACAUCGAAGAGCGCGCCCGCUGUCUGAUCAAGUUCAUCCAUAUCGCCGCCCACUGCCGGCGGUACCGCAACUUUGCCACCAUGAGCCAGAUCGCGAUCGCGCUGACUAGUAAUGAGGUGGGCAGGCUGGCAAAGACCUGGGCUAUGGUGCCUGUUGCCGAUCGGAAGACAUUGCGCGAGCUCGAGGCGCUGGUGUCCCCGACGAGGAAUUUCUAUAACAUGCGUGCCGAGAUGGAGGGUGCGUCGCAGUACUCCCUCUCCCCCAACGGCCGCGGCAGCGGCCACAGCACCGGCAGUGCCAGUGACCCCAGCGGAGGCGCCUGCAUCCCCUUCGUAGGCAUCUACACGCACGAUCUUCUCUUCAACGCGCAAAAGCCCAGCGAGAUUGCGAGUUCCCCGACGGGCGCGCCGCUGGUGAAUUUCGAGAGGUGUAGGACGGCUGCGGGCGUGGUGAAGACGUUGUUGAGGCUGUUGGAGGCGAGUAUGUUGUAUCGGUUUCAGCCGGUGGAGGGGGUUACGGAACGGUGUUUGUGGAUGGGCGCGUUGGGGGAUGAGGAGAUUAGACGGUUGGGGGAGGGGUUGGAGUAG
Molecule: messenger RNA, 5817 nt
Organism: Dichotomopilus funicola
Lineage: Eukaryota; Fungi; Ascomycota; Sordariomycetes; Sordariales; Chaetomiaceae
Exons: 2
Coding region: 1-5817 (1938 amino acids)
Biological process (GO): positive regulation of GTPase activity; Ras protein signal transduction
Cellular component (GO): plasma membrane
Molecular function (GO): guanyl-nucleotide exchange factor activity
Source: RefSeq, a predicted model, not a curated record